Messenger RNA from Solanum pennellii, 1961 nucleotides. RefSeq names its product receptor-like protein 9DC3. Gene Ontology annotation, molecular function: protein binding. The record is from RefSeq and is a predicted model, not a curated record. NCBI's taxonomy places the organism in Eukaryota, Viridiplantae, Streptophyta, Magnoliopsida, Solanales, Solanaceae. The transcript has a single exon. The coding region runs from base 1202 to 1822 and encodes 206 amino acids.
UGGAUCUUUCUAAUAACAACUUCACCGUCCAUUUCCCUCUUCAGUUUUAAACUUGACAAGUCUUCGAUACUUAGAUUUGUCUCACAACUCACUGAAUGGCACAAUACACUCUUGGGUGUUUAGCCUCCCUUCCUUACAUGAUUUGAAGCUCCAUCAUAAUCAAUUCAAUAGAGUGGAAGGUGAGAUCAAAACAAACCCAACAUUAGAGACUAUAUAUUUUAAUCAUAAUCAACUCAAUGGUCCUUUUCCUCGAUCACUUGUGAAUCUCACUAGCCUAGCCUUCCUUGACUUCUCAUCAAAUAUGAUCACCGACGAUGUGAGAACAAAUAUCACCUUUCCUAGACUAUCAGCUUUGUUCUUAUCAUCUUGUGAACUGAAGGAUUUUCCACAUUUCUUGAGAAAUGUAAAGAAUCUUUCACGUUUAGAUCUUUGAUUCGUGGUCAAAUCCCUAACUGGUUUACAGGCAUGAGGUGGACCUCUUUGGAACAACUAAACCUUUCACGUAAUCUUUUGACAGGCCAUCUAGAACAAUUUCAUUAUGAUAGUCUGGAGUCUCUUGAUCUUAAAUUUAACUUCCUUCAGGGUCCACUACCUUCAUCCAUAUGUAACCGAAGGAGCCUCAGAAUACUGAAUUUAUCACGCAACAACUUCAGUAACUCGAUUCCAAAUUGCUUGGGAAGCAUGGCUAAGCUAACGGUGUUGGAUUUGAGAAGUAACAAUUUCAGUGGGAGUCUUCCACUGUUAUGUACUCAAAGCACUUCAUUGACGACCAUUGUCUUGAAUGGUAAUCAAUUUGAAGGAUCUGUGCCUGCGUCAUUACACAACUGUGCUGGUUUAAAAGUUCUUGAUUUGGGGAAAACUCUAUAAAUGACACAUUUCCAGCUUGGCUUGGAACUCUUGAAGAGCUACAAGUCCUUAUAUUAAAGUCGAACAAGUUCCAUGGACCUAUAAGUGCUAGAGAGAAGUUUGGAUUUCCCCAGUUGCGAAUUUUUGAUCUCUCUCAUAAUGCAUUCAAUGGCUCACUGCCUGCAGAUUUUUUUAGAAACUUCAAGGCAAUGAUGAAAAAUGGCACAGACAAAAGUGACAGUAGAUAUAUGGAAUUUUCAUUAGACAUAAGAUAGUCCUACCACCUGAGUUCGAGCUAAUCAGCAAUAAUGAAGUGGACGAGGAUUCAGUGAGGUUGGUGAUCAAAGGAAACGAUAUGGAUCUAGAAAGAAUCAGCACAAUUGAUACAGCCAUAGAUCUCUCAUGCAACCAUUUUGAAGGUGAAAUUCCAAAAUCACUAAAGGAUCUCAGCUCACUUAGGCUACUCAAUUUAUCCCAUAACAGUCUCAAAGGUUCUCUUCCAAUGGAAUUGGGGAAAUUGAAUACACUUGAAGCGUUAGAUCUCUCUUGGAAUCGGCUCACUGGAAAGAUUCCACAGGAAUUGACAGCAAUGAACUUUCUGGAGUUCUUAAACCUCUCUCAAAAUCAUUUCGUUGGACGCAUUCCUCAAGGUUCACAAUUCAGCACAUUUGAAAAUGACUCAUAUGGUGGCAACCUUGAUUUAUGUGGUCCUCCUUUAUCAAAGCAAUGUGGAACAAGUGAUUCAUCGCAUGUUCCUCAACCAUUGGAGGAAGAAGAAGAAGAGUCCUAUUUUUUUAGUGGAUUUACGUGGGAAUCUGUAGUCAUAGGCUACAAUUUUGGACUCGUUGUUGGAACUAUCAUGUGGAGUCUCAUGUUUAAAUAUCGUAAGCCAAAAUGGUUUGUGGAAUUUUUUGAUGCACUCAUGCCUCCCAAAAGGAGGAGGUCAAAGAAGAGAGCUCAGAGACGACGAACUUAAUGGAAGAUUGAAAGCAUUUCCUUUUAUUUGUUUGUAUAUGCUUGCUUGAUAUAUAGCCAUAUAAUUGUAUGUAGCAUUAAUGUUUUUAUCUCUGUUUCAUUUUAUUUUCCAACUGUACUGAGUAAUUAGAAGAUUGCAA